AUGCAGAAAGCAUCGCCAGCUGAACGAGACCCAUCACUGAAUCUCGAAUAUACAAUUGCGAGUGUUUUGCUUGGCCGCCUUGCCGCCUUGGUCGAAUAUGAGAUCGUCAACUGGUUAUGGCGUGCUUGGGGUAGUCUGGAAUACGGCUCAGUCUCUUCAGACUGGCACUUGGGUACAUCAUGCAAGAAUUGA
Molecule: messenger RNA, 192 nt
Organism: Penicillium cosmopolitanum
Lineage: Eukaryota; Fungi; Ascomycota; Eurotiomycetes; Eurotiales; Aspergillaceae
Exons: 2
Coding region: 1-192 (63 amino acids)
Source: RefSeq, a predicted model, not a curated record